UUGGUAGGCUGACUUCUUGAAACUGACUAGUGGCCUUUGUUCAUGUAUCAGUGACUAAGAUGUUGGUUUCUGAACUAGACUGAAAAACCUGUGGACACUGUUAGGCUGAGUUAGAAGCAAGAAUGGCUGGGGCAGAACCAUUUUUGGCAGAUGGCAAUCAGGAGUUAUUUCCCUGUGAAGUCUGUGGAAGACGCUUUGCAGCAGAUGUUCUGCAAAGACAUGGACCAAUAUGUAGAAAACUAUUCAACAAAAAGCGUAAACCCUUCAAUUCCUUGAAGCAAAGAUUACAGGGUACUGACAUCCCCACUGUGAGGAAGGCUCCUCAAGCCAAGCCUCAACCUGUGAGAAAAUCUAACUGGAGACAACAACAUGAAGACUUUAUUAAUGCAAUUCGUUCAGCAAAGCAGUGUACACUAGCCAUUAAAGAAGGCCGGCCUCUCCCACCUCCACCUCCUCCAUCUAUCAACCCAGAUUAUAUUCAAUGUCCAUAUUGUAUGAGGAGGUUUAAUGAAACUGCAGCCAAGCGACAUAUCAAUUUCUGCAAGGAUCAGUCUUCUCGCCGAGUCUUUGAUCCAGCCCAGACAGCAGCAAAACUGGCAUCCAGGGCUCAGGGUAGGGCUCAGAUGGGUCCAAAAAAAGAACCAACCGUAACCAGUGCUGUGGGAGCUUUACUACAGAACAGGGCCCUGGAGGCUAUGAGUGGGGCCCCAACCAGGCCAGCCGCUGGUGCACCACAGAUGCCUUUGAAAGUCCGCUUAGACGCACACGCCCAGCAUCUGUAUACCCCAAAGAACUCAGCUCGUCAGGCCGGCUCCUCGACCCCAGGUGAGAAAUGGCAUUCUGAAGCUCACACUUGGCCGUGUCUCCUCUCCAUCUUCCCUCUCAGAACCUGGACAAGCCCUCCACGCUUCACACCUGGACUCUUACAGCUGAUUUCAAGCCGAACUCCUUGCCUCUUCUCCAAACCACUGUCAGUCCUAUUUCUAACAUCCUAAUCUUCACUGCUGAGACUCAGUAGAAUAAAAGCUUUCAGACAGGGGACUGGGUGCCGUUUCCUUCUUGCUUACGUGUUCAGCCUCACCCAGCCACUCCUCCAAUACUACUUGCCACACAUGGCUGCUCUAAGGCCAAGGCUUAUAUCUCUGCCCAGAAUCUCUCUGCCCACCUCCUAUUUAUUGUGUAUGUCAGAGCUGAAGGCUUUUUCUGAGAAGGUCUUCUCUCUUUCCCAGGUCUCCUUCAUCAAGCAGUGAAGAACAAUUUAAUUUGCAUUGCUCUAUUAAACCACCAAAGUUGCACUUUACCUAUGUUUGCAUGACUGUCUUCCUAGUCAAAGUUCAUCUUUCUGUUCUUAAACCUGGUACACUGUAGGUGCCCAACAAGUAUUUGUUGAAAGAAUGAACUGACACUGCACAGAACUGUCACAGAAAACUAGUGUAAUCACUAGAGAUACAGAUUUCAAGCAUCCCUAAAAGCCUAAAACCCAUGCACAUCGGGCAUCCCUUUGCUCUUGCUGCAUGUGGUCUGAAAACUGG
This is a messenger RNA of Tupaia belangeri chinensis (Chinese tree shrew), 1532 nucleotides long. It is a transcript of the gene ZC2HC1B, whose product is annotated as zinc finger C2HC-type containing 1B. The transcript is spliced from 7 exons. NCBI's taxonomy places the organism in Eukaryota, Metazoa, Chordata, Mammalia, Scandentia, Tupaiidae. The record is from RefSeq and is a predicted model, not a curated record. The coding region runs from base 123 to 995 and encodes 290 amino acids.